Molecule: messenger RNA, 1912 nt
Organism: Dissoconium aciculare CBS 342.82
Lineage: Eukaryota; Fungi; Ascomycota; Dothideomycetes; Mycosphaerellales; Dissoconiaceae
Product: RabGAP/TBC
Exons: 6
Coding region: 36-1835 (599 amino acids)
Biological process (GO): activation of GTPase activity
Cellular component (GO): Golgi apparatus
Molecular function (GO): GTPase activator activity
Source: RefSeq, a predicted model, not a curated record
CUGUAUGAUGGAUGUAGUAGGUCUUUGCCGCUGAGAUGGUUCAGGUCGACCGAACUGAAGCAGCUUCACCUUUCUGGCGAUCUGGUUCAUCGACGAACAAGAAGGAAGGCAGCAACAACCAUGGGCCCGCCAAGCGUGCACCGUCUCCAACAGAGCAACGCAAGAUUGUCGGCGCAGCGUAUUCGCAUGCGGACAUCCUGAAGCUCGACACCUUAUCUCUCUCGAACGACCAACGUCCUCGGACACCGCCCACGAACGCACGUGGUAUCACGUCAUCAACGCCGGGACACACAUCAUCAACACCACCGUUUCGUCGAGCAGUAUCAAGUAAUGUCGCAGCCGAAUCGAACAGCCACUGGACAACCGCAGGUGCUGAGACAGCCGAGAAAUUGUAUUACGAUGAGGACGAGGACGAAUUUGGUCUACCUAGCAUCGCCAGCAUGCGAAGGAAAGGGAAACGUUUGACAAGCCGGAACAGCUCUUUGACAACGAGUCUGCAUGCCUUCGGCAGCGACACUUUCCUGCCAGCAAGCAACACGAAAGGAAGUGGAGCUCCUUCGCCUGGGUGGACAGUUGACAAUGGCGAUGUGUCAGAAGAGCGAGCAAUACCGAGUUACCCUUCCGCAAAGCAUUCCUCUGAAGGCCAGAAGAUCUUACGACCACAAUACAAGGACAUUCUCCGCGACCCUGCGAACAGUCUUCAUCUUAUCUCACAUCCACCUGUUCCUCCUGGUGCAUCUGCCAAAGAAAUCGAAGCUCAGUCGUCGAGAGUUACGCGCAUCAACAAAUUCAAGCGAAUACUGCAAUCCUCAUCAAUAUCACUCGCAGAUCUACGAUCGUCUGCCUGGUCAGGCCUACCGAGCGAAGUACGUGCGAUGAGCUGGCAGCUCCUUCUCGGCUACCUCCCAACUAAUUCAGAGCGACGUGUUGCGACGCUCGAGAGGAAACGAAAGGAGUAUCUGGACGGUGUACGGCAAGCGUUUGAUCGUGGGAAUCCGACAUCUCCUUUGGGCAAUGCUGUCCCAUCUCCGUCCCUGGCUCGAAGUCGCGCUCGUGGCCUUGAUGAGGUCGUCUGGCAUCAGAUCAGCAUUGACGUACCACGGACAAAUCCUCAUCUUGAGUUAUAUGGUUACGAGGCAACGCAGAGGUCACUAGAACGUAUUUUGUAUGUUUGGGCCAUUAGGCACCCAGCUAGCGGAUACGUUCAAGGUAUCAACGACCUCGUGACACCAUUUUGGCAGGUGUUCCUAGGACAGUAUAUCACGGAUCCUGACGUGGAGUUCGGCAUGGACCCGGGCCAGCUCCCAAAGGCUGUUUUAGAUGCGGUGGAAGCGGACAGCUUUUGGUGCUUGACCAAGCUUCUGGACGGCAUACAGGACAACUAUAUUCACGCACAACCGGGCAUUCAACGUCAGGUGUCUGCCUUGAGAGAUCUAACAUCAAGAAUAGACGAGUCGUUGGCCAAGCAUAUGGAGAACGAAGGCGUCGAAUUUAUCCAAUUUAGUUUUCGGUGGAUGAAUUGUCUGCUGAUGAGGGAGAUAAGUGUGAAGAACACGGUCAGAAUGUGGGACACAUACCUCGCCGAGGAUCAAGGCUUUUCGGAGUUCCAUCUCUACGUGUGCGCCGCUUUCCUGGUGAAAUGGUCGGAGAAGCUUCAGCGGAUGGACUUUCAGGAGAUCAUGAUGUUCCUGCAAUCAUUACCCACCAAGGACUGGACGGAAAAGGACAUCGAAUUGUUGCUGAGCGAGGCGUUCAUCUGGCAGAGCUUGUUCAAGGGAAGCAAGGCACAUGUCAGGCAAACAAGCGGCGGCAACAGCGGCGUGCUUAACCUUUGACCACAGCCAUAUACUGCAUAUUUGGUGGGUGUCAGGCCGCCCCUCGUGGUCAUUUGGGCAUACUACCACAUCGUUCA